Messenger RNA from Teleopsis dalmanni, 1329 nucleotides. RefSeq lists its product as uncharacterized. Bases 481 to 1266 code for a protein of 261 amino acids. Lineage: Eukaryota; Metazoa; Arthropoda; Insecta; Diptera; Diopsidae. The record is from RefSeq and is a predicted model, not a curated record. The transcript has 4 exons.
UUUACAAAAUUGUAAAUCGUUUAAUUGUAAUUGGCAGAGAAACUUAGUACAGUGUUUUAUUAAAAGAUAUAUUAGAACAAGUUAUUUCUAUCAGCUCGCUUGAUAGAAUUGAUCUGCCAACAGUUUUCGGAGGAAUGUUAUGUGAACAGAUUUCUGUGAAAUAUUAUAAGAAACAAAGUUGAACUAAAUUUAGUAAGUUACCUAUAAGUAAUAUCAAAACAAAGCUUUGGAGGAGAAGUCCGGCACUAACAAGGAACAUUUUGUGAGUAACUCAAGUGUCCUCUAUCUCUUUGGAGAGCCUAUUGGAGCAAGGGUGAGAAACUUUCUUCAAAUAGAUUUAUUCCUUCUUAUCCAGCCGUCUCACGUAAAUCCCUAAGAAUUCCUGCAUCCUGUGGCGCUUAAUUUAUUUGCACUUUCAUAAAUAACUGACAGCCCAUCCUACAAGUCAUCGAUUUAGUUUCAUUGAAAUAUUUACACAACAUGGACAACAAUUAUUUAUCAUAUUCAUCCAUGGAAGACAAUGAUGCAUUCAACUGCUUCUCAAGGCCAAUUUACUCUAAUGUUAUUAGUGUGGAUGACUUUAAAACACCUUGCUCAAGUCACAGCACUCUAGUAAAUAAAGAUAAUAUGAAGAAAGAUGCUUGCGACCUUGAAGACAAAGCCAAACCUACUGAAGAAAGUCAGAAACAGAAUUUAUGUUACCUGGAACACAUCGAAACGAACAGAGUAUUAGAAAACAAGAAUGUGAAGAAUGCUUCGAACAUGUAUGAACUCUAUGCUCUAGCCAAAAAAGUUAUCCAGAAAGAUUUGCCCGAAGCUGAAAACACGUAUCCAAUAGUUGACAUGAAUAUCAAACCUACAGCUAAAUCUCCAAGAAAAGGAACAAAGCUGAAGAGGUUUAACAGCACGGAAGCAGUAAUGGAUAUGCAAAUCAAGCCUAGGAGAAAGUCAACAAAUAAACGUAAAAAGGCGAAGAAAGUCAAAUUCAAUAUUAAAAAGUGCGGUGUAGCGCGUUCACAUCGUAAGUAUUUCGGAAUGUUUGAGCAGGACUAUUCGUCAAUGCCAGAGGCGGACGCAGACGAAUGGCUCACUGUAUCCGAGUACUCUUCCAUUUCUAAUGGGUUAGAGCGAGAGUUCCUAUUGGAACCCGAAGACUCUAUUAACAUCAUAGCCAAGAAAGAAUGCAAAGAGGUAGAGGAGAUUCCUGCGACCACAGUAACUAAUUUAGAAGAAAGUUCUGAAGAACAGCCAAGCCAAGAACAAUAAAAUUUUAAAUAGAAUAUAUUUGUUGUAUAUUCUAUAAUUUAUUUUCAAUAAGUUCCGACAAAA